Prosopis cineraria is the source of this 4326-nucleotide messenger RNA. RefSeq names its product ABC transporter G family member 29-like. The record is from RefSeq and is a predicted model, not a curated record. NCBI's taxonomy places the organism in Eukaryota, Viridiplantae, Streptophyta, Magnoliopsida, Fabales, Fabaceae. Gene Ontology annotation, molecular function: ABC-type transporter activity; ATP hydrolysis activity; ATP binding. Gene Ontology annotation, cellular component: membrane.
AAACUGAGAGUGGAGGCAAAUGCCUACGUAGGCAGGAGAGCUUUACCAACGCUCCCAAAUGUGGCCUUGAAUACCAUCGAAUCAGCCAUUGGCUUAUGUGGCAUUAACAUGGCCAAGAGAAGAAAAAUCACCAUCCUUAAAGACAUCUCUGGCAUUAUCAAGCCAUCCAGGAUGACUUUGCUGUUGGGUCCCCCUUCUUCAGGGAAGACGACCCUUUUGCUGGCUUUGGCUCAAAAACUAGAACAUGCUUUAGAGGUAAAAGGAGAGAUCACUUACAACGGCUACAAGUUCAGUGAGUUCGUUCCUAGAAAGACCUCAGCCUACAUAAGUCAAAACGAUGAGCAUAUUGCAGAAAUGACUGUCAGAGAAACUCUGGAUUUCUCAUCCAGAUGCCAAGGGGUUGGAACUAGAUAUGAUCUAUUAGCUGAGCUUGCUAGAAGAGAAAAGGAAGCAGGAAUAUAUCCGGAGGCAGAAGUUGAUCUCUUCAUGAAAGCUUCUGCUGUCCCAGAAACAGAAAGCAGUCUCAUGACUGAUUACACUCUCAAAAUAUUGGGGUUGGAUAUAUGCAGAGACACUAUUGUGGGUGAUGAGAUGCGAAGAGGUAUCUCCGGAGGUCAAAGGAAGCGACUGACGACAGGGGAGAUGAUAGUGGGGCCCACAAAGACACUGUUCAUGGACGAGAUAUCGACGGGUCUGGAUAGCUCGACCACGUACCAGAUAGUGAAAUGCUUGCAGCAGAUUUGUCACCUUACAGAAGCAACCAUCUUCAUGUCCCUACUCCAACCUGCUCCUGAAACCUUCGAUCUCUUCGACGAUGUUGUCCUUGUGUCGGAGGGCCAGAUCGUUUACCAGGGCCCACGUGAUCACAUCCUUGAAUUCUUCGAAUAUUGCGGCUUCCGUUGCCCUGAAAGAAAGGGAACCGCUGAUUUCUUACUAGAGGUAAAUUCAAGAAAAGACCAGGAACAGUAUUGGGCAGACAGAAGCAAGCCAUACAGAUACAUGCCAGUUACAGAAUUUGUGAAUAGGUUCAAGGAAUUUCAUGUGGGGGUUCAGCUGAAGAAAGAUCUCUCAGUGCCAUUCGAUAAGUCCAAGGGGCACAGAGCGGCUUUGGUUUUUCAGAAGCAUUCGGUGCCGAAAAUGCAACUUCUCAAAGCAUGUUGGGACAAGGAAUGGCUGCUUAUCAGAAGAAACGCCUUCGUGUACAUAUUCAAGUCAUGCCAGACCGUCGUCCUUGCUUUUAUAACUGCGACGGUGUUCUUCAGGACGACGAUGCACCAGAAUAACGAGAAUGACGGGGCAGUCUACGUUGGGGCGAUUAUGUUCUCCAUGCUCAACAACAUGUUCAGUGGCUUCGGAGAGCUUGGGCUUAUCAUGCAAAGGCUUCCUGUGUUUUACAGGCAACGAGACAUGCUUUUUCAUCCUGUUUGGACUUACACUCUUCCCAAUUUUCUUCUUGCUUUCCCUCGAAUGGUGUUAGAGACAAUCAUUUGGGUGGCUAUUACCUACUACUCUGUAGGGUAUUCACCUGAAAUUAGCAGGUUCCUUAAGCAACUUUUGUUGCUAUUUCUUACUCAAAUAAUGGCAUCUGGGUUGUACAAGUCAAUUGCUGCACUCUGUAGGUCGGUGAUUAUUGCUAACACAGGGGGGUCCCUCAUGAUCCUUCUAAUUUUCCUACUGGCUGGUUUUAUCGUUCCUAAAGAUGAGAUUCCAAGUUGGUGGUCAUGGUCUAUGUGGAUUUCACCAAUGUCAUAUUCCUACAUUGGCCUUAUUUUGAAUGAGAUGACUGCCCCAAGGUGGAUGAACAAAAGGUCUUCAGAUGGUUCUGCCCCAUUGGGUGUAGCUAUUUUAAAAGCCAGUGGUAUUUACACGGAAGCAAAAUGGUAUUGGAUAUCAGCAGCAGCUAUUGUGGGAUUAGCAGUUGCGUACCAUGUCUUCUUCACCCUUUCACUUAUGUGCCUAAACCCUCUUGGAAAAAAACAAGCUACGAUAUCUGAAGAGGAAGCAAGUGAAGUGGACUAUAUGAUCAGAAGACAAGUGCAAAUGCAGCAAUUGAGUAGCAGAACCACUACUAACUCCGCACUAGAGUCAACCACUGAAGUUGGCCCCAACAGAGGAAUGGUUCUACCUUUCACACCACUUGCGAUGUCCUUUGAUUGUGUUAAUUACUAUGUGGACAUGCCAAGUGAAAUGAAGGAGCAAGGAGUGACAGAUGAUAGGCUACAACUACUAAAGGACGUAACUGGAGCUUUUAGACCUGGUGUUCUGACUGCUUUAAUGGGAGUCAGUGGAGCAGGAAAGACAACCUUAAUGGAUGUUUUAGCAGGAAGGAAGACUGGUGGCUACAUCGAAGGCGACAUUAGAAUCUCUGGGUUCCCAAAGAAGCAAGAAACCUUUGCAAGAAUUUCUGGUUACUGUGAACAAACUGAUAUCCACUCGCCUCAAAUUACUGUUUAUGAAUCUUUGAUUUUCUCUGCUUGCCUCCGCAUACCUAAAGAAGUCAAUACGAAAGAAAAGACGAAAUUUGUGGAUGAAGUAAUGGAUUUGGUGGAGCUGAAUAAUCUCAAGGAUGCUAUAGUAGGGAUUCCAGGAGUUACAGGAUUGUCAACAGAGCAGAGGAAGAGACUCACAAUUGCGGUUGAGCUUGUUGCUAAUCCUUCAAUCAUUUUUAUGGAUGAGCCCACUUCAGGUUUAGAUGCAAGAGCAGCUGCCAUUGUUAUGAGAACUGUGAGAAAUACGGUUGACACUGGAAGAACAGUUGUUUGCACAAUUCACCAACCGAGUAUUGAUAUCUUUGAAGCCUUUGAUGAGCUCUUGCUGAUGAAGAGAGGAGGACAAGUGAUCUACUCAGGACCACUUGGCCGUCAUUCUCAAAAAAUCAUUGAAUUCUUUGAGGCAAUUGAAGGUGUCCCAAAAAUCAGGGAUAAGUACAAUCCAGCCGCAUGGAUGCUAGAAGUAACCUCCAUUGCAGCAGAAGUUCGGCUUGGGAUUGAUUUUGCUGAACACUACAAGUCAUCAUCUUUGUACCGGCAAAACAAGGAACUUGUGAAGGAGUUAAGCAUACCACCGGAUGGGGCAAACGAUCUAUACUUUGAGAGUCAGUAUGCAGAAUCUACAUGGGGGCAAUUCAAAUACUGUUUGUGGAAGAAAUGGUGGAGUUACUGGAGGAAUCCAGAUUAUAAUCUUGUCAGAUUCUUCUUCACUUUGAUAACUGGCCUCCUCAUGGGGACAAUAUUUUUUGGGUUUGGAAAAAGAAGGAAAAGCUGGACUGACCUCAGAGUCGUCAUAGGAGCCAUGUUUUCUACCGUUCAAUUUGUUGGAGUAAACAACUGCUCAACUAUUCAACCAGUAAUCGGUGUUGAGAGAACAGUAUUUUAUCGAGAAAAGGCUGCUGGAAUGUAUUCAGGCUUGCCCUAUGCUAUUGCACAGGUGGUGAUUGAAAUACCUUAUGUACUUCUUCAAUGUACAUAUUACUCUGUCAUAGUAUAUUCUAUGAUUGCAUUUGAAUGGACAGCAGCAAAGUUCUUCUGGUUCUACUUCAUCUGCUUCUUCUCCUUCUUGUACUUCACGUAUUAUGGGAUGAUGUCUGUAGCCAUCACCCCCACCACCCAACUUGCAGCAAUUUUCUCAUCAUCAUUCUAUGGACUCUUCAAUGUCUUUUCUGGUUUUAUGAUCCCAAGAUCAAGAAUUCCUAAAUGGUGGUCUUGGUAUUGCUGGAUUUGCCCAGUGGCAUGGACAAUUUACGGAUUGAUUGUGUCACAAUAUGGUGAUUUAGAAGACAGGAUUGAAGUUCCUGGGAUUGAAAAUGGUCAAUCGAUCAGAGAAUUCAUUCAAAGCUAUUUUGGGUAUGAUCCUAACUUCAUGGGACCUGUUGCUGCAGUUUUGGUCGGCUUCACUGUCUUCUUUGCUUUCAUGUUUGCUUUUGGCAUUCAAUUCCUUAACUUCCAGACCAGAUAGAUCAACAACAUCAGAGUCAUUCUGAUCAAAAUUUCAAAGAAUAUCAGUCAAAACAAGAUUCAAAGAAUAAAUGGGGAAAAAAUGGAAGGCCAAAAAGCAGAAGAGUGGAGAGAUAAGUAGAGAGCAAAGUUUAGAAAGAAAUUUUGUAUUAAGUGACUUGUUCCAUGUUCAUGUAAUCUUCUUCAUAGAUAAUAAGUAAGUUUGAUGCAGCAAAUUUUAUCUGUCAUGUAUAGGUGACAGCAAGAAUCUUAUUGAUCGCCUACCCAAAAAAUAGGAAAGUAAGAUCUUAGUCAGUGUGAAUUUGUGCUUAUUAUGAGAGAAAUCAGUGAGUAUCAUGUCGCAUCUUUUGCAGCAAAAUCAGUAGUUUUUACA